CCUCUACCGUUUCAACAUUUGCUCACGUGCACAUCACGUGAUUAAGUUUCCUCCCUGAAUAUACAAAUCAUCUUCGAAACUAGCUUCAGUUCCAUCCGCCGUCGCCGACCGCCGACUGCCGUGAAGGUUUCAACUUCCGACCAACCGCCGACCGCCGGUACGUAACCUCUUCCGUCGCUGUAAGACGGAACUCCGUUACCUGUUAUCAGGAGUGGACUCGAACAGUUUAUGAGCCUAUAUCCACUCCAAUUGUUGACAUACAGUUCACAUUACCGAAACCUUAAACCUUUUGACAUUUCACCACUGUCGUUAACGAUGAAGGACCGGCCGCUGUCAUCAUGCGGCGCUGUUUACGUCCCUCCACAUCAACGCCUCCGUUCAGUAAUCACUGUUCCCUCUGCUGUUUCUCCACAACCUGGCAGCUUUCGUCCUACAGCAAUCGAUCAAAAACCUAAUCCUAACUCUCUCAAGUCCUACGCUUGCCUUCCGCCUCAGCAGCAACCAGUGCGACUGCAACAUAAGAGAAGUUCACAAUUUGAUGAGGUUUCUGAGGAAGGGGGUGAUAUUGAGCUUACGCCAUAUCAGGGUGCUGUCACAUCUGAUAACACUGAAACAUGGAAAUGGAAGCUCACUGGUCUGCUACACAACAAUGAUAUACAAGAGGUGCUCUCAAGGGAGAAAAAAGAUAGGCGUGAUUAUGAGCAAAUAGCAGCUUUAGCAAGCAAAAUGGGUUUAUAUAGCAACCUAUAUUCAAAAGUAGUUGUUGUCAGCAAGCUUCCAUUACCUAACUACAGGUUUGAUUUGGAUGAUAAGCGUCCUCAGAGAGAGGUGAUCCUGCCUCCGGGUUUACCUAGAAGAGUAGAUGUUUUUCUUGGAGAAUACUUGUCUCGUAAUCCAAGGAGCACGGAUGUACUUUCACGAUCAAGCAGUAAUGGCAGUAUAGCUACUGAUGAGGGUCUAUUUGAGCAGUCAGAGGCACUCCCUCAAAGUAAGGCUUCCAUGAAGAAAAUCCAUUGGGAAAGGAGUAUGCAAAUGCAGACAGAGCAGCAAACUUGGCAGGAAUCACCUGAGGGUAGGAAGAUGCUGGAAUUUCGUAGUAGUCUACCUGCGUAUAAGGAAAAAGACGCAAUAUUAAGUGCCAUUUCACAGAACCAGGUGGUUAUUGUCUCUGGUGAAACUGGCUGUGGGAAGACCACACAGAUUCCGCAGUUUAUUUUAGAGUCUGAAAUUGAGUCUAUUCGUGGAGACAUGUGCAGUAUCAUAUGUACACAGCCAAGAAGAAUAUCUGUUAUGGCAGUAUCUGAAAGAGUUGCCGCGGAGAGAGGGGAGUUGUUGGGUGAAACAGUUGGAUAUAAAGUUAGGCUAGAAGGUGUUAAAGGAAGGGACACUCACCUCCUCUUCUGUACAACUGGUAUCUUGUUAAGAAGGCUACUGGUUGAUAGAAAUCUGAAGGGAAUCACACAUGUAAUUGUGGACGAGAUUCAUGAACGUGGAAUGAACGAAGACUUUCUGCUAAUAGUUCUGAAGGAUUUACUCCCACGUCGGCCAGAAUUAAGGUUGAUCUUGAUGAGUGCCACCUUAGAUGCAGAGCUUUUCUCUUCAUACUUUGAUGGGGCUCCACUAGUCCACAUUCCGGGAUUUACAUAUCCAGUUCGCACUCAUUUCCUGGAAAAUAUUCUGGAGAUGUCGGGGUACAGGUUGACGCCAGACAAUCAGAUUGAUGAUUAUGGGCAGGAGAGAGCGUGGAAAAUGAACAAACAAGCUCCAAGAAAAAGGAAGAGCCAGAUUGCUUCUGCUGUUGAGGACACCCUCAGAGCUGCUGAUUUCCAAGAAUUUAGCCCUGAGACACAGGAGUCUUUGUCUUGUUGGAAUCCUGAUUGUAUAGGCUUCAAUUUUAUAGAAUAUAUUCUAUGCCAUAUUUGUGAAAAUGAAAGGCCCGGUGCUGUUUUAGUUUUUAUGACGGGUUGGGAUGACAUAAGUUCUCUGAAGGAUAAGCUACAGGCUCAUCCUAUCUUGGGGAAUACAAGCCGUGUUUUAUUGCUGGCAUGCCAUGGUUCUAUGGCUAGUUCAGAGCAGAGGUUAAUAUUUGACAAGCCUGAAGAUGGAGUAAGAAAGAUUGUGUUAGCUACAAAUAUUGCUGAGACCAGUAUCACGAUUGAUGAUGUAGUGUUUGUUAUUGACUGUGGCAAGGCAAAAGAGACGUCAUAUGAUGCACUUAAUAAUACUCCUCGUUUGCUUCCUUCUUGGAUUUCAAAGGUUUCAGCUCGCCAAAGAAGGGGACGAGCUGGACGUGUUCAGCCAGGAGAAUGCUAUCAUCUUUAUCCCAGAUGUGUAUAUGAUGCUUUUGCAGAUUAUCAAUUACCAGAAAUUCUGAGGACUCCUUUGCAAUCCCUUUGUUUGCAAAUUAAAAGUUUAAAACUCGGUAGCAUUUCUGAGUUCCUCACGAGGGCUUUGCAAUCUCCCGAGUUAUUAGCGGUUCAAAAUGCUGUUGAGUAUCUGAAAAUCAUUGGGGCUUUAGAUGAGAAUGAAAAUUUGACUGUUCUAGGACGUUACUUAACAAUGCUUCCAAUGGAGCCUAAACUGGGGAAAAUGCUUAUACUUGGAGCAAUUUUGAAUUGUUUGGACCCGAUAUUAACUAUUGUUGCUGGUCUUAAUGUCCGAGAUCCCUUCUUGACACCACUUGACAAGAAAGAUCUUGCAGAUGCUGCCAAGGCUCACUUUUCACGCGAUUUUAGUGACCAUCUCGCUCUUGUCCAAGCAUAUGAGGGUUGGAGGGAUGCUGAAAGAGACCUAGCUGGAUAUGAGUACUGCUGGAAGAAUUUUCUGUCUGCACAGUCUAUGAAAGCUAUUGAUUCUCUUCGCAAGGAGUUUUACUCUUUGCUGAACGACACUGGUCUUGUUGACAGCAACAUUACCAUGUAUAAUUCUUGGAGUUAUGAUGAGCAUCUUCUUCGAGCGAUUAUCUGCUAUGGGUUGUAUCCUGGAAUCUGUUCUGUACUGCAUAAUGAAAAGUCAUUUUCAUUGAAAACAAUGGAAGAUGGUCCGGUGCUAUUACACUCGAACUCUGUUAAUGCCCGGGACUCCAGGAUACCAUAUCCUUGGCUGGUGUUCAAUGAAAAGAUCAAAGUAAACUGUGUCUUUCUACGGGAUUCUACAGCUAUCUCCGACUCAGUGCUGCUUCUAUUUGGAGGAACCAUCUCAAAAGGGGAAGUGGACGGUCACUUGAAAAUGUUGGGUGGAUACUUAGAGUUCUUUAUGAACCCUACUAUAGCAGAAAUGUACAGAAGUCUAAGAAGAGAGCUUGAUGAGUUAAUUCACACUAAACUCCUGAAUCCUAGGAUGGAUGUACAUAGUUAUCAUGAACUUCUGUCAGCAAUAUGGUUGCUUAUCUCAGAGGAUCAAUGCGGUGGCAGAUUCGUUUUUAGUCAUCAGAUUUUACUUCCUUCCAAGCCAUGUGCUGGAGCACCACCACCAGCUCCAACGUCAAGGAUAGAAAGUGGUCCAGGAGGUGACAAUGCUAAGUCUCAGCUACAGACGUUGCUGAAUCGAGCAGGAUAUGCAACACCAACCUACAAGUCAUUGCAACUCAAUAACAAUCAGUUUCGAGCAACUGUGGAGUUCAACGGAAUGCAGAUAAUGGGAAGACCUUGCAACAACAAAAAGCAAGCUGAAAAAGAUGCAGCAGCUGAGGCUCUGGAGUGGUUGUUGGAAGGGCACCGUGCAGGUCCUGAUUACAUUGAGCAGAUGUCUCAGUUUCUGAAAAAGAGCAAAAAGGCAUAGAGUGGACAUCACAAAAUUGGCAUCAGUGAUGCUUGGGACAGCUUCACGCCCUUGGUUUUGUUCGGGAUGGGUUCAUAGGAGCAUCUGUGAUGGCAGUUUUACUAUGUAUGUGAAUAUGAUAUCCUGGAACCCAUGAACGGCUGAUUCUGAAGUCUCACAAAUGCAGUGGGCUCAGUAGUGAAAUAGACUGCCUCUGAAAUCUGGAAGUAAAGCUAAAUCCAAGGGAGGAGGGGGGACAAGGUUGGAUGGGUUGGCUUCUUUUGACUUGUCCCAAUUUUUGCCUUUGCAGCUGUUCAGUCUGCUUGUCGAGCCAAUGCACCUGAAAUUACAAUAUCUUUGCGAUUAGGAAAUGCUUCAUAUUUUGCGAAGCAGAUCAAAUGCUCUGGUAUUGUUGCACUUAAUGGUUAAGUUCAUCUUUAUCCUUUGUAUAUAUUAAUAAUGGUUUAGAAUAUCACUCUAUCUUGCUAUUAAUGGCUGUUCUUAGAAUUUUCUUUUUCUAUGCCUCUACUUGGUGGUUCGUUGCCCGUUUGGUUACGUCUCAGGGCUAUUUGAUUGCUCAAUGAUCAAUACAGGCAGAGUCAAAUCAAGAGCCUUGAGCAAUAUCUGCGGAGCAUGUGAGUGACCACUUAUUAUUAUUAUUACUUUACUGCAAUAGCUGUGAAUCCUUUUUUUUAACCCCUCCGUAGGAGCUCCUAGCUUUUUGCUCUCUUGGUGACUCGAACCCACAAUCUUAGGGUUGAAAGUGAGGACUGUUUAUCAUUUGAGUAACUCCCUCUUGUCAUAACUGUGAAUCUUGAAAACUUUUAGAACUAUUUUAAUGUAUGUGCGUGCAAUUGCAAGUUGGGUCAA
Messenger RNA from Solanum tuberosum (potato), 4629 nucleotides. RefSeq names its product ATP-dependent RNA helicase DHX36. The coding region runs from base 229 to 3780 and encodes 1183 amino acids. Gene Ontology annotation, cellular component: intracellular anatomical structure; nucleus. The transcript has 19 exons. Gene Ontology annotation, molecular function: RNA binding; helicase activity; ATP binding. The record is from RefSeq and is a predicted model, not a curated record. Lineage: Eukaryota; Viridiplantae; Streptophyta; Magnoliopsida; Solanales; Solanaceae.